GUUCUAUGAAGAAGAAGAAGCGCACGUGGAUUGUCGUGGAUGUGGAUACUCGUUGCAUGUUAUGGUUACGAAAAACCGAAAAAAUUAUUUCUGAAAUCCAGAAAUAUAAAUAAACGAAAAUAUAGAGAGAAAAUAAUUUUGACAGAUAAUUUUACUUCAACAUAAUAAGUGUGAAUUAUUGUUGUUGAUGUGCAGUAAGAUUAUUUGAGAAGUUAUGUCUUUCCGAGGACGCGGUGGCGGCGGAGGAGGUUUUCGAGGAGGCUUCAGAGGAGGCCGAGGAGGUGGUGGAGGAUUUAAUAGAGGACGUGGUGGUGGUUUCGAUAGAGGCAGAAGGUAUGAUCAAGGACCUCCAGAAACAGUGACUCCACUAGGACGUUAUGAAUGGCCCGUAGAAGAUAUGAUAAUUGUUAAAGGAGAAAUUGAACAAAUUCCAUAUUUUCAUGCACCAAUCUAUUUGUCAAAUAAACAACAGAUUGGAAAAAUAGAUGAAAUAUUUGGAAAUAUUCGUAAUUAUUAUGUAUCUGUCCAAUUAGAAAAUGCAAAGCCUUCCAGUUUUGAAAAAGAUACUCAGUUGUACAUUGAUCCAGCAAAAUUAUUACCUCUCCAAAAAUUUUUGCCGAAACCUCCUGGAGAAAAACAGAAAGGUGGUCCUGGCAGAGUUAUGAAAAGGGGUGCUGGAGGAAGAGGUGGUGGUUUCGGUAGAGGUAGAGGUGGAGGUGGCAGAGGAGGAGGCUUUGGUAACAGAGGUGCCAAUGGUGGAAGAUUUAGAGGAGGAGGCGGUGGUGGUGGAGGAGGAUUCAACCGUAAUAGCUUAGGUGGAGGUCGUGGAGGAGGAGGAGGAGGACGAGGAAGAUGGUAGGAUUUAAUUAAUUUUAUAAAAAGAACACCUUUUGUAAAAUAAAUACCAAACAUUAAAAUGCUACUGUAACUGUAAUGUAUAUUAUAAGAAUAAAUGUUCUAAUUAUGCUACAGGAUUAUA
Molecule: messenger RNA, 979 nt
Organism: Nylanderia fulva
Lineage: Eukaryota; Metazoa; Arthropoda; Insecta; Hymenoptera; Formicidae
Gene: Gar1
Product: Gar1 ribonucleoprotein
Biological process (GO): snoRNA guided rRNA pseudouridine synthesis; ribosome biogenesis
Cellular component (GO): box H/ACA snoRNP complex
Molecular function (GO): box H/ACA snoRNA binding
Source: RefSeq, a predicted model, not a curated record